Molecule: messenger RNA, 1473 nt
Organism: Daldinia childiae
Lineage: Eukaryota; Fungi; Ascomycota; Sordariomycetes; Xylariales; Hypoxylaceae
Product: Cyclic AMP receptor-like protein A
Exons: 4
Coding region: 1-1473 (490 amino acids)
Biological process (GO): adenylate cyclase-activating G protein-coupled receptor signaling pathway; cell surface receptor signaling pathway
Cellular component (GO): plasma membrane
Molecular function (GO): G protein-coupled receptor activity
Source: RefSeq, a predicted model, not a curated record
AUGGAAGAAACGAUACACAGUGACCCCGAUGGAACUGGCCAAAGUAUUUCCCCCGGGGAGCUUACGAGAGAUCAUAUCGAAACUAUCGUAAUAUUUGAGAGACUGGGUGCCGCGUUAUCUGUUACUGGAGUCCUUCUUAUUUUCGUUGCUUAUGCAAUCUUCAAACGACUUCGCACCGUACCUAAUACCUUUAUUCUCUUUGCGUCUUUUGCAAACUUGGGGGCGAGCAUUGCCUGCUUGAUAGGGUACUCAGGAGUGUUGGCAGGAUCAACCAGUCACCUAUGCCAGGCUCAGGCUUUCAUGUUUGAACUAUUUAUGCAAUCAGAUCCAUGGUGGUCAUUUGCCAUGGCUGUCAAUGUAUACAUGGUCUUUUUCUUUUCUGCAAAUCCCAAAAGCUUUCUCCGAUACUGGUGGGCGUAUUUCCUCGUUUGCUACGGGAUACCCUUCAUCCCGUCGUUAUGGCUACUCAUUGUCCGCGGAAGUGAUGGGCAGAUUGUAUACGGCAAUGCGACAAUAUGGUGUUGGAUAGAUAAGGACUGGUCCAACCUGCGCAUCUACACGUACUACCUCCCGAUUUGGGUCUGCAUUAUCCUUUCCACUUUCAUAUACAUAGCUGUUGGCUACUACGUAUUUAAACAGCGCAAUCAACUGCGUAACCUGUCUCUUAGCAAUCCUGCUCACGACCCCCCGGCGCCGCGUGACUCGGGGGAGAAGCAGACACUCUUCACGAACGCCGCUGUUAUGGGCAGUAUCAAUCGAGAGGUAGUGCAGGUGACGACAGUAAACUCAACUAUCGCAUACUCUGUCAGUGGGCCAUCGUUGACCGGUGCCACGCCUACCAACUGGUUUGACGGACCACUCGACGACAAGAAUAAUAUGGAUAGCCCUCUGACACCUAUAUCGUCGCAAAAUCCAUACCAUACCACGAUCACACGUAUCACCGCGGAUCCGGCGCCGCGAGAAGGCCUCUGGGCGCGUGCCCGGGGGAACUUCGAGCGCUGGCGCAAUCGUUUUAAUCAUAUGGAUCCGGUGAAAUUGGCGUACUUACGUACAUCGUUCGUCUUCGCGAUCAGCGUGUUCGUGACAUGGACACCGAGCAGUAUCAACCGCGUGCAUGACCUCGUAUACGCUGAGAGCGCUAGCUUCGCACUGAACCUGGCCAGCGCCGUCGUAUUGCCUCUCCAAGGUGUUUGGAACGCCGUUAUUUUCUUCUCAACUACUUGGUCCUCUUUACGCCAAGAAGUCCGUGCUCGCCUCGAUUCGCGAAAGGGAUUACCCCGCGGACACCAUGACGCGGCGGCCGUGCGCAAUGAGCGCGAACGCGAACGCGCCUUGGAGCUGUCGAGACGAAAGACUCGGGGACACACUGAUGAUGCUGGAAGCGAUCUCAGCGCCUCGGGUUCGCUCGGUGGUAACGCUGCGAGCGGCGGCACUGUUAGAGUCAUGCGCGGCGGAUCUCUUACUAGUAUAUAA